AUGACUUACCAGAGAAACACGAUGACUUACCAUGCUGAAUCUUCGAGUUUUAGGCGGAGCAGAUCUAUUGGAGGCAGGAGAAUGUGUGAUUGUGGGUUGCCCGCCAAGAUUUUCACUUCGUGGACAAAUAAGAAUCCUGGGAGAAAGUUUUUAGUUGUGAACUGUAUGAGGCAAUGGGCAAUGAACAUUGCAACUUCUUUCAAUGGUACGAUGAAGGGGAAGUCAAUGGGUGGCCAAAAAGAGCGUUGA
Molecule: messenger RNA, 249 nt
Organism: Eruca vesicaria subsp. sativa (arugula)
Lineage: Eukaryota; Viridiplantae; Streptophyta; Magnoliopsida; Brassicales; Brassicaceae
Source: the annotation of a GenBank genome assembly